Carlito syrichta (Philippine tarsier) is the source of this 2064-nucleotide messenger RNA. It is a transcript of the gene GDF9, whose product is annotated as growth differentiation factor 9. Gene Ontology annotation, cellular component: extracellular region. The transcript has 2 exons. NCBI's taxonomy places the organism in Eukaryota, Metazoa, Chordata, Mammalia, Primates, Tarsiidae. The record is from RefSeq and is a predicted model, not a curated record. Gene Ontology annotation, biological process: BMP signaling pathway; SMAD protein signal transduction. Gene Ontology annotation, molecular function: cytokine activity; growth factor activity. Bases 347 to 1711 code for a protein of 454 amino acids.
UUAAGAUUAUUCCUCAAUUUGUCUUAGACUUUCAGCUACAUAGCUUGCCCAUUAGUAAAACAGAUAGCAAAUUUUAAGUAAAUGUUAGGGAAAGAAGGAGAAGAAAAUUAAUGAUCAAAUAAAACUGUGUCUAAUGAGAACAAAUUGGCUAAAGAGGGUUUUAUCAACUGUUUGGCAUAGAACUGAUAAAAAUUAUCUUCAGCUAGGCAUACUUGAGGCUUGAUUACAGAAGUGAUGCUAGUCUUCUCACACACCUAAAAUUUAUUUAAGAGACUAAGCUAGGGUCUUCACGGUCUUUAGGAAGAGUGGCAUGGGGCAAUGCGUUCCUUGCUAGCUCUUCUAAGUCAUGGCGCUUCCCAGCAAAUUCCUCCUUUGGUUUUGCUGCUUUGCCUGGCUGUGUUUUCCCAUUAGCCUUGGUUCUCAGGCUUCUAGGGGAGAAGCUCAGAUUGCAGCUAGUGCUGAGGUGGAAUCUGAGGUUGAGCCUUGGUCCUUGCUGCAACCUGUAGAUGGGAGAGACAGAUCUGGCCUCCUUCCCCCUCUUUUCAAAGUUCUAUCUGAUGGGCGACUUGGGGCACCUAGGCUGCAGCCAGACUCCAGAGCUCUGCACUACAUGAAGACGCUCUAUAAGGCAUUUGCUACCAAGGAAGGGAUCCCUAAAUCCAAUAGAAGUCACCUCUACAACACCGUUCGGCUCUUCACUCCCUGUGCCCAGCACAAGCAGGCUCCUGGAGACCAGACGACAGGAAUCCUUCCAUCAGUGGACCUGCUGUUUAACCUGGAUCGUGUUACUGCUGCUGAACACUUACUCAAGUCAGUCUUGCUAUACACUAUUAACAACUCAGUUUCUUUUUCCUCUGCUGUUAAAUGUGUGUGCAACCUGGUGGUAAAGGAGCCCAAGUCUUCUAGUAAGACUCUCCCUAGAGUUUUACACUCAUUUACCUUUAACUCACAGUUUGAAUUGGGCAAGAAACACAAAUGGAUUGAGAUUGAUGUGACCACCCUCCUUCAGCCUCUAGUGGCCUCCAACAAGAGAAGUAUUCUUAUGUCUAUAAAUCUUACAUGCACAAAAGACCAGCUGCAGCAUCCUUCACAGGAUGGUUUGUUUAACAUGACUUUUCUGGUGCCCCCCUCACUGAUCUUAUAUCUGAAUGACACAAGUGCUCAGGCUUAUCACAGGUGGUAUUCCCUUUACUAUAAAAGGAGGCCUUCACAAGAUCCUGACCAGGAGAGAAGUCUGCAUGCCUAUCCCGUGGGAGAAGAGGCUGCUGAGGAUGGGAAAUCUUCCCAUCACCGUCGCCGGAGAGGUCAAGAAACUGUCAUCUCUGAAUUGAAGAAGCCCCUGGUUCCAGCUUCCUUCAAUCUGAGUGAAUACUUCAAACGGUUUCUCUUUCCCCAAAAUGAGUGUGCGCUCCAUGACUUCAGACUAAGCUUUAGUCAGCUGAAGUGGGAGAACUGGAUUGUGGCUCCACACAGAUACAACCCUCGAUACUGUAAAGGGGACUGUCCAAGGGCAGUUGGGCAUCGGUAUGGCUCUCCAGUUCACACCAUGGUGCAAAACAUCAUCUAUGAGAAGCUUGACUCCUCAGUGCCCAGACCAUCAUGUGUACCCGCCAAAUACAGCCCCUUGAGCGUUUUGACCAUUGAGCCUGAUGGCUCAAUUGCGUAUAAAGAAUAUGAAGAUAUGAUAGCUACUAAGUGCACCUGUCGUUAACAAAUGGUCCUUUAAAACCUUGAGUCUAUCUGUGCCUUCAGGAGAUGCUUCAUGUGUCAGAUCUCUAAGUAAAAUGCAGGUAUGUUGUAUAAGGAGCUUGUGUAGAUUAGUACCUUCUGUAACAUCUCUGUGUAAAGGAAUAACAUCAGUUGCUUCUGAGCCUUUUUUAUUUCCAAAUUUAAAUUAAGUGUAAUUAUUGUGGAGAGCUUUAAUUUUUUUCCUUGAGCAGUUUUUUCCUUUUCAUAGGAGUCUUGUUUUUGCUGGGGAGAAAAUCUUAAUUAGCAUAAAUCUUGGUUAGACUUGCAGCUAUAUAGAUAUUUCAGAGUGUUUAUUUAAUGGAAGAAUAAAUUCCU